This is a messenger RNA of Dicentrarchus labrax (European seabass), 1615 nucleotides long. It is a transcript of the gene taf7, whose product is annotated as TAF7 RNA polymerase II, TATA box binding protein (TBP)-associated factor. The transcript is spliced from 12 exons. The record is from RefSeq and is a predicted model, not a curated record. The coding region runs from base 167 to 1255 and encodes 362 amino acids. Gene Ontology annotation, molecular function: RNA polymerase II general transcription initiation factor activity. Lineage: Eukaryota; Metazoa; Chordata; Actinopteri; Moronidae. Gene Ontology annotation, cellular component: transcription factor TFIID complex. Gene Ontology annotation, biological process: transcription initiation at RNA polymerase II promoter; RNA polymerase II preinitiation complex assembly.
GUGUACACCACCCCACUCGCGUUUUCGUUAUGGCUGUGUUAGCUUCGUGAAGCUAAGCUGGUUCGAUUUAAUCAAAGUCAGCAUAGUUAUACUUGCCAUCUUGCCAUUAUUUUUUAUAAUUUAAGCACAUUUAUGCAGCGGCACCGUCCAUAUUACAAAAACGAAGAUGACAUCUAAAAUAAAAGUUGGGAAGGUCGGCUCCAAGAAUAAGGAGGAUGCUCCUUAUGAAUUGGAGAGCCAGUUUGUCCUGAGGCUUCCUUCGGAGUAUGCUUCAACAGUAAGGAGGAUUGCCCAGUCCAGCAGUAUGAACAUGAAAGACAGACUCACCAUUGAGUUGCACCCCGAUGGUCGUCAUGGCAUAGUGAGGGUAGACCGUGUCCCUCUCGCCUGCAAACUAGUGGACCUGCCCUGUAUGAUUGAGUCUCUGAAAACAGUGGACAAGAAGACAUUUUACAAGACUGCUGAUGUCUGCCAGAUGCUGGUAUGUACACUAGAUGGAGACCUUUACCCUCCUUUAGAGGAGCCAACUGGCACCGACCCCAAGAGCAAGAAGAAGGACAAAGACAAGGACAAGAAAUUCAUUUGGAACCACGGCAUCACCUGCCCUCUGAAGAACACACGCAAGAGGAGAUUUCGGAAGACUGCGAAAAAGAAGUACAUUGAAUCUCCUGAUGUGGAAAAGGAGGUGAAGAGAUUGCUGAGCACAGACGCUGAGGCUGUCAGCGUCCGGUGGGAAAUCAUAGCAGAGGAUGAGUCCAAGGAAGCAGAUCAACACGGUUCUCUGGCCAACCUGGACUCCUCACCCGGCACCUCAGGACACAAGAUGGGUCAUGGCUCCUCUGCCCAGCGUGAUGAACUGCGGGAGAUCUUCAACGACAUCAGCAGCUCCAGUGAGGAUGAAGAGGACGAAGGGGACCGGCACGAGGAUGAGGACCUGAAUAUCAUGGACACGGAGGAUGAUCUUGUCCGACAGCUCCAAGACAAACUCAACGAGUCUGAUUCUGCACAGCACGAAAGCGAUAGAAACAACCAGAUAGUUAUGGAGUUUCAGGUGCAGAUCAACAGCGUCAAGGCCAAGCUUCAAGAAACCCGCGCCCGUAAGAAACAGCAGGAGGAGCUCAUUAUGAAAGUGGAAAACCAGGCCCUCAAAAACCGCUUCCAAGCUUUGUUGGAUGAGAUUAUUCAGCAGGAGGAGCGGGAGAUGGAGCAGCUGGCCUCCCUGCAGGAGCAGCUGGACUCACUGAUAGAGAAGUGACCACCAGGGGGCAGCCUCAUGUCAUCUUCAGCCACACAUAAACACUGAGAAGAGGAGGAGAAGAACCUUCAUCCAGGGGGGAGGGAGUCUUUAUUAGCUGACUUGCUGUGUCAUUCCUUUCAGUUUGCCUUGUUAAACAUUACACAUACACAUAUUUCUGUAUUAAAAGGCAGUGUUUUUUUAUUAAGUUGACUAAAUUUGUUGUUAGUUACUGUAUGAUUAAAGUGUAUGUGUGGCUUCACAGAAUAUUGUGUCUGUAUUGCUUAUCAACUUAAAGCUAAAUGUACUCUCACCCUCAGCUCAUCCUCUUUGUAUUUCAACAUGAAUAAUAAAUUACAGUAACACACAAGUGUCAAAGAA